AUGUUCGAUGGGUUCAAUGGGGUACAUUUUCACCUGUUUCGAACACAUUGUACGAAAAAUGCAAAUAAUGAUCGACGACUUUGGACAUUUCCUUGGAUUUAUCAAAAUAAUUUAGCUCGAUUUACUCGCCUUUGUCAAGCACUUAUACCUUAUCUUUAUACAGCUGCAAGAUAUACUUAUGAUUCUGGUUUAUCAAUUGUUUUACCUCUUUAUUAUUAUUAUCCUGAACAUAAUGAAGCUUAUUCAUAUUCAAAUCAAUAUUAUUUUGGUCAAAAUAUAUUUGUUUCACCUAUUACUCAACCAGUAAAUAUAACUACUGGUCUUGUUCAUAAUUGGCCUAUUUGGUUUCCACCUGAUUAUCAAUGGGUUAAUUUCUUUACUAGUGAUCUUUCUUCAACUUCUACAAUGAAAUCUUUUACUAUUGAUGAAAUGCCUGUUUAUGCUCAAGUUGGUUCAAUUAUUCCACUUUUACCUGAACCAAAUUCAUAUCGAGAAAGAAUUGGUCGAGCUCAACAAAUUCCUCAAUCUCUUCUUUUAUAUACACUUAUUGGUGGAUCUUCAAAAGGAAGUGGAUAUGUUUAUGAUGAUGAUGGUUCAACAAUUGCAUAUCAAGAUUCUUCUCAUUUAGCUAGUGCUAUCACUCGUUUUUAUUAUACUGUAUCAGUAAAUACAUUACAAUUUACUAUUUUUCCAGCAUCAGGAUCUUUUUCUACAUUUCCAACAUCUCGUACAUAUGAAAUUCAACUUCGAGGUAUUUUUCCAGCUACAAAUGUUCUUAUCAAUAAUGUUAAUAUUUCUUUUGAACCAUUUAAUGAAUUAAUCAAUAGUCAAAAUAGUAUAACAAAUAGUUAUACAUAUGAUGGAUCAACUCUUUCCAUUAUUAUUUAUAUUCGACAAGCCGUAUCAACAUUAGAAUCAGUUGAAAUAGAAGUUGAAUUAUCAGAAAGUAUUACUAAUCCACUUCUUGUUCGAACACCAAUAUCAUUUAUUAGUCUUCUUAAUCGAUGUCAAUCAGCUAAAGCUCAUGCUGCUGCAACUGGUCUUCGUAUUACUCAUAGACCAUCAACUGCUAAAAGGGAAUUAAAAGCAUUUUAUAAUAAACGUAUACCAGGUGCAUGUAAUGAAUUAGCAACAAAAAUUGAUAAUAUUGAUCCAAAUAUUCGAAAUAUUUUAUUAGCUCAACUACAAUGCAAUUUAUUUACUAAGAAGAAAUUAAAUGAAAUAUGGAAUUUAAAGAAAUCUUCUAGAAAUUGA
Molecule: messenger RNA, 1254 nt
Organism: Rotaria sordida
Lineage: Eukaryota; Metazoa; Rotifera; Eurotatoria; Philodinida; Philodinidae
Source: the annotation of a GenBank genome assembly